This is a messenger RNA of Mycotypha africana, 807 nucleotides long. RefSeq lists its product as uncharacterized. The record is from RefSeq and is a predicted model, not a curated record. The coding region runs from base 1 to 807 and encodes 268 amino acids. NCBI's taxonomy places the organism in Eukaryota, Fungi, Mucoromycota, Mucoromycetes, Mucorales, Mycotyphaceae. The transcript is spliced from 3 exons.
AUGAAGCACAAUAAAUUACCAAGCUGUGAACUGAUUCGUAUCUUGUCUACAGUAUUUGUGCCUGAGCUUAACUUUCCGUUUCAUGUCAUUAUACUCUCAAUUUCUGUAUUCAAUAAUGACGCACUCACGAAAUUAAUCACACCAGACAAAGAUUUACUUUGCAGGUUUGAGAAUAGUUCUGUUAAGUUCCUAAUUUUACGCGAGAAAAUCCACGGUCUGCAUUGCGAACGUGUGUUUAGUCCAAUUCGUAGCACACGCCCCAAAGAAAGUGUUUGUCAACUGAAUUCCGUUACUUCACUACAAAAUUUCCAAACAAUGCCAACAUCAACAAAAGAAAAGUUGGGAUCUUUGAAAGAAAAGCUGAGCCAUAGCGAUUUACAAAUUGAAAUCUUGGAUAAUGAAAUAGCAAGAACAAAAAAGGCACUAGAAGAGGUCGAAUAUGAUUUGAAUACGAAAACAGCAGACAACAAAGAUAAACUAGCAGAUCAAUACCAAGAGAGACUGAAAGAAAAGGUCAAAGAAAGUGAAAAACGGUACCAGAAGCAGGAAGUAGAGACAACUGAACUAUUAGAGCAGGUGGAAAAUCUGGAGGAGGAAGGAGGGCUUGAUCAAGAACCGACUACCCCAUUUCUGAAAAGAUUGCUUGAAGAGAAGGAUGAAGAAAUAAUUACGAUUAAGCAGAAAAUCGAAACAGCCGAAAAAGAGUUGCUAGACUUGAAAAAACAAGAACAGGGUGAAAGGGAACAAGGAUCGCCAUUGACUGAUUCAACUGAUGUGUUGAAAGGACAUGAGCAAAAGAUGACUUGA